Molecule: messenger RNA, 1501 nt
Organism: Hibiscus syriacus
Lineage: Eukaryota; Viridiplantae; Streptophyta; Magnoliopsida; Malvales; Malvaceae
Product: mediator of RNA polymerase II transcription subunit 27-like
Exons: 7
Coding region: 67-1332 (421 amino acids)
Biological process (GO): regulation of transcription by RNA polymerase II
Cellular component (GO): mediator complex
Molecular function (GO): transcription coactivator activity
Source: RefSeq, a predicted model, not a curated record
GAGUGUUUGUAAAACCUCUUCGAAUAUCCUGAUUUUCAGAUCUUCGGAUUAAUUUACAUUACCCUAAUGCUGCAACAGCAUCAACAUCACCUCCAGUCCGCGGCACCGCCUCCGUCUUCGUCGGCGACAACGUCAACACCUCCCUCGUCAACCAUCGGGGAGGCGCCGCCGAAGCAGGUGGCUCAAGCGAUGGAUAGACUCGGACAGGCCGCGAGACUCAUCGCCGAUAUCCGUCUUGGCGCUGAUCGACUUCUCGAGGCCCUUUUUGUCGCUGCGCAGCCGCAUCAAAGCUCCAAACCUCUCCACUUAUUCCGCCAAGAAGACGAAUCCAUGCGCCAACACUUCCAAGACCUCCGCACCGUUGGAAAGCAGCUGGAAGAAUCUGGAGUGUUGAAUGAGUCACUUAGGUCAAGGAGUAAUUCUUGGGGUUUGCAUAUGCCAUUAGUGUGUCCUGACGGCGCAGUUGUGGCUUAUGCUUGGAAACGACAGCUUGCUGGCCAGGCUGGUGCAUCUGCUGUUGACCGGACUAGGCUUGCUCUCAAAGCCUUCACAGACCAGAAAAGGAGAUUUUUUCCACACCUUAAUGAUGAAGAGGAUGUUGAGGGCACUGACCAUGUGUCAAAGAAACACCGCAAUUUCCCAGCUCAGGCAGAAGAUAAUCAUGAAAACCUUAGUAAUUGUAAAACAUUAUCUGAUGUUUUGACUAACUUGGAGAAAGACAUGCCAAAUCUGAAAGUUUUGACUUAUGAAAGACUGGAUUGGCUGAAAAGAGCUUCGUCCUUGCCUGCUUCAGCGAAUGAUAAUGCCAUGGAAGCACCAAAACAUAAUUUUCACAGCUCAAGUAUACUUAGACCAGCAUCCCAUAAUUUUGUUGCUAUGGAUAAGAUUGCUGUAAUUGAGCUGCUCUUUCCCUCUGUCUUCAGAGCUGUAGUCUCAUUGCAUCCAGCUGGUUCAACAGAUCCAGAUUCAGUGGCUUUCUUUUCUCCAGAUGAGGGCGGCAGUUACAUGCAUUCUAGAGGUUCUUCGGUCUACCAUGUAUUUAGACAGAUCACGGAGCAUGCUACUGUUGCCCUCCAGUAUUUCCAUGGAAUCAGAAGUAAAACAGCAUUGCAUUCUCUUUUGCACUGGAUAUGCAGCUAUCAAACUUUAUUCACCAAAGUCUGCAACAAAUGUGGACGGCUACUGGCAAUGGACAGGCAAUCAGCGUUGAUCUUGCCUCCUGUCCAUCGUCCUUAUCGAACUUUUUCUGCAUCGAAAGUUUCGUCUACUCAAGACCAAAGUUCUAAUGCCCCUGAGGCUUAUCAUAUCAGUUGCUUCUCAGAUGACGUGUAAGUUCAUUCUAAUUUCUGUUAACUAAGGUAUAUUAGCUAUGCUAGGAAAUAGAAAGAUGGAAAUUGUGACACUAGUGAUGAUGAAACACGGUUGCUGAAUUUACAUCCUGUAGGGAAUGAAAUGAAAGUUUUAGUUGAUGGUGUAAGAAAAUGUGUUUCUCAUCUCCAAA